AUGGAAGCCACACUCAUCUCGUCGUCGCCACUCAGAUUCCAUCCAUUGAUGACGUCACAAAGGAUCGCCACCGGAACCAAGAGAAGAAAACAAACCACCGUGUGUGGUGGCUACUACUACAGAGGAGGAAGAGUGGUGGAUGAGAACAUGGUGGUCCUUAGGAAACGGAUCCAUGAGAUGAAGAUGGUUGAGAGAAACUAUGAACCUCCUUCCCAUUGGAUGCACUGGGAGAAGAGUUUCUAUUGCAACUACGACGCUACUAUCUGUGACGCUCUCUCUCUUCUCCAAACUUUCCUCAUGAACUCUCGUCCCAGCGUUGCGUUUGGAACGCUUCUUCUUCUCCUCCUCAGCGUUCCCGUCUCCACUGCUGUCAUUGCGUUUCGCAUCUUUGACAUCGCUCUUUGGCUUCUGGAUGCCAGUCACGUAGGAUGA
Molecule: messenger RNA, 432 nt
Organism: Thlaspi arvense
Lineage: Eukaryota; Viridiplantae; Streptophyta; Magnoliopsida; Brassicales; Brassicaceae
Source: the annotation of a GenBank genome assembly